This is a messenger RNA of Penicillium vulpinum, 1896 nucleotides long. RefSeq names its product DUF3176 domain-containing protein. The transcript has 3 exons. NCBI's taxonomy places the organism in Eukaryota, Fungi, Ascomycota, Eurotiomycetes, Eurotiales, Aspergillaceae. The record is from RefSeq and is a predicted model, not a curated record. The coding region runs from base 1 to 1896 and encodes 631 amino acids.
AUGUUGCACACAGAGUCACCUAUCUCCUGUGUUGAGUCAAAUCAGUAUAAGAUUCAAAUUGAGAAUGAAAAUGAAAAUGAAAAUGUGGACCCACGGUUACCCCACAGCGGAUCACUUGAGCCGCAUCCAGAGCCAGCACAAGAGCCCCUUUUCAUCACCAACACGGCUGGUAAAGAGUACCAAGAGAAUAAAAGAACAGAACCAUCGAUAUGGAAGUUAGUUUCUAGCAUUUUCAUCUGGGAGGUACUGGCUAUGGUCUUAUCAAUAGUACUCUUACUUGCGAUCGUGGUGAUCUUAACUCGUCACAAUCACCAUCCCCAACCCACCUGGAGAUAUUUCUCGCUGAACUCGAUGAUUUCGUGGCUAAGCACAAUCUCCAAAGGUUGUGUCCUUUUCUCUAUUAGCGAGGUUUUAGGACAGUUAAAAUGGGUGUGGUUCAGUCAAAAGAAGCGGCCAAUGUCUGAUCUUCGUACUUUCGAUGCAGCGAGCCGGGGACUGUACGGUAGUGCGGGAUUAAUAUGGAAAUUACGGGCAAGACACUUCGCAGUUCCAGGCAGUUUGGCUGUUAUCCUCGCACUCGCUUUCGACCCCUUCACCCAAAAUCUGAUCCACUACUAUCCUAAGCUCGUCGCCGAUGCCUCAGAAACUGCAAUUGUUUCGAACAACUCUGUGUACGACGUUGUGGGCCUCAAAUGGAUUACCGGUGGAAUGACCUACAUGGAUCAGGGAUUGAAAGCCAGCAUCUACAACGCCAUAUUUAACAACGACGAAGCAAAACCGUGGGCAAUUCCACAGUACACCUGCACCUCGGGGAACUGUACAUGGAACCCAAUCACUGCACUAGAGAUAGCCGCGAGCUGUGCGAAUAUAACAGAUCACCUGAAAUAUAAAUGCACCGUUAUCCCAACGUUUUAUAAGGGUAUGAAUUAUGGUGAGGAGUCUAACUGCUCUGUCUAUCUCCCCGAUGAAGAUUCGAAUGAGCCUGCCGAUGGUCUCUUUGCGGAAUUCGUUACAAACACACGAGAGGGUACGGCAGUCGCUGUAGGAUCGGGUGGCAAAGGAGUGUUCUUCGAAGAUCCUUUCAUCGUCCCCAUCCACCUUAUUGCCGCUGAUAAUAUGCUCGACAUAAAGCUAUUCACAACACAGACUAGAUGGCAGGCAAUGGAAUGCACAACUUCUCCAAUUGUUCGCAGCUUUCGCCCGGCAGUUACGAGGGGAGUUUAUAACGAAGAAACGCUGGGAGUCUGGACAAACCGCUCGAUAAAUCACGAUUUCAGUUCCGGAUACUAUUUGCGGCCUCCCUGGGGAAUAGAGAUGGGCAUGGAGCGGAACACAAGCUUCAUGGUAGGCUAUCAGUCGAUCGAAAUGUUGUUAAAUUUUUUUGUUGAGUUAUUUGCUGGUCAUGCGAAUCUCCGUGCUCAUUCUGGUAUACUAUUUGCCCCUCACGAAAAAGCUAUAUAUGCUUCUACGGACUUGGUCCAGGCCGUCUCAUACUUCAACAUUACUGGCUGCACCGUGAAAACUGCUGAGAGGCUCCGCUGUGUCAUGGAAAAUGUUGCUUUGGCAAUGUCAAAAACCUUUCGAGAUAAUCCAUCAGUUUCAUCGCCUCUACCGUAUACUGAAGGGCAAGCAUUGACGAACAUAACGUACGUUUCCGUGCACUGGCAGUGGAUUAUUCUACCAGCUCUUGUGUGCCUGCUAGGCCUGACAACACUGUUGGGAACUAUUUGGAAAACACGGAAGGCCAUGGUACCCACGUGGAAGAACGAUGCUAUACCACUUUUAUUCCUAUAUGAAAUUACUCAGGAUGAGAAACCAGAAAAUUACCAAAAGCCGGCUAACAAUCAAAGAAUGAUGUUAAAGGAGAGUGAGGGCAAAAUGUUGCUAAGUGACUAG